Paramecium pentaurelia is the source of this 265-nucleotide messenger RNA. Lineage: Eukaryota; Ciliophora; Oligohymenophorea; Peniculida; Parameciidae. The record is from the annotation of a GenBank genome assembly.
AUGGUGGAAGAUUUAAAAAAGAAUAAAAAGAGUUAAAGUAUAUAAAUAUAAUAAAAGUAAAGAUAAUAAAAAGGAUUGAUAGAUUGAAAAGAAAUUGUAAAUUUUUUUGAGUGAAUAUUUAUGAAAAUUAUUAACUAAAGCUCAACUAAGGUAAGAAUAAAAAAACAAAGAAUUUUAUUAAUUAGAGCAUAGGAAAGGAUAGAAAAGAGAUAGAAAUUAUUAGAAGAGAAGUAAUAUCAUAAUUUAUAAUAAAUAGUUCAACUGA